AUGUCAGAGGCUCCGUCCAAGACGGCAGUGAAUAGGCGUUCCAGCUUGGCUUCCCGCCUACCCAAGAAGCGUGAUGAGGCGCCAUCGACAUGCGGCUCGCUCCAUCGAACAGUUGAAACAACAUACGAUGCGGCGUAUGCCGCGCGUCCGGCAGGUGCGUUAAACAAUGCCCAUAGCGCUCAUGCAGCCAUGGAAGGCGUUCGGGCGGCAGACGGUACUGCUCAAGCAAAUAGAGGGCAGCCGUAUAUCCUGCACCACCAUCCCACCUCCGCGUGGGAGUCAACGUCCCACGCUGCCGCGCGCAAUCUGCAGGCGGAGCAGCCGCUAGACUUUUUCGCAUCAGCUCGCAAAAUUGAACGGGAGGACGAUGACCGGCGCGGCGGUCUGGUGGGUUGCAUGCAACGCUCGCUGGAUAUCCGUACUAAGCGCGCCGAGGAUGCCAGACUGUGCCCACCUACCCCGGUAUUCCGCUCAAUUGAGACGCGAGCGACGCCGCCCGCGGUUGCGCAGGAAAAAUUUGGUGUGAAGAGUAACUACAUAGACCUGGUAGAGUGUACUCAUCUAAAGCCGGAAACGGAGGAGCAGAUCGGCUACGACGACGCCCCUCUGAUGCGUCUGCCAGGCGAGACACUCUCGCAGGACCUGAAGGUGCAGAGCAAAGCUAUCACACAAAUGGGCACCUCACACGAGUUGUUUCGCGGCACUCCCAAAUAUCUCGCGGACACAUCAGUCAGCUACAUGGGGCACGUCCCAAUCGCCGACCGCAACGUGUCCUGCAUUCACCAUGGAGACGACGCGCGCCGGCUGUUUGCCAAGUCCACCAUGACCAUGGCAGUGCACGGCAGGGGCGUAGACAUUGCUGUCAUCGGCUCUAACUUGGUCACCCGCCAUCGUGGAGGUAAAAACGCCAAGGCACCUCGUGCGCUUCCACCGAAGACGCCCGACAUUAUCAAUCGGACGGUUGAGGGACGCAUGCUGCAGCAGACACUCUACGGAACGCUCGAACGCGAGCGACAAAUGAACAUCCGUGACGACGCGCAAGGUCACCGCUACUUCUAA
Messenger RNA from Leishmania braziliensis MHOM/BR/75/M2904, 1059 nucleotides. RefSeq lists its product as hypothetical. The record is from RefSeq and is a predicted model, not a curated record. The transcript has a single exon. Lineage: Eukaryota; Euglenozoa; Kinetoplastea; Trypanosomatida; Trypanosomatidae. The coding region runs from base 1 to 1059 and encodes 352 amino acids.